Molecule: messenger RNA, 3949 nt
Organism: Terrapene triunguis (Three-toed box turtle)
Lineage: Eukaryota; Metazoa; Chordata; Testudines; Emydidae
Gene: SCAF1
Product: SR-related CTD associated factor 1
Exons: 5
Molecular function (GO): RNA polymerase II C-terminal domain binding
Source: RefSeq, a predicted model, not a curated record
GGCUACGCGGCCUCGCCCGGCAAGCAGCAGGACCAGAAAUACGACCCCUUCGACCCCACCGGCUCCAACCCCAGCUCCUCCCGCAGCAGCCCCUCCCCCGACGAGGAGGAGGAAGAGGAAGAGGAGGAAGAGGAGGACGACACGGCCGCCCCCCGGCCCGACAUGUCCCACAGCAUCAGCCGCAUCUCGGAGACCCUGGCCGGCAUUUACGACGAGAACAGCUUGAGCCAGGACUUCCUCGGCUCGGAGAAGGGGCGGGAAGAGGCGGAGCCCAGCGAGGCCCCAGUGGCCGGUGGCCGGCGCCCCGAAAAGGAGCCGGCGGCCGGGGCCGACUCCACCCUGCCUGAGGAGGAGAAUGCCUCGGAGCAGUCGGACGGGGCCCCCGAGCCGCCCCCGGAGCCGCGUCGCCGCGUCUUUGUGGUGGACCUCGCCAGCAAGAGCCGCUCGGAGGCAGAGGCCAACCCCAAGCUGGAGGGGAAGGUGUCGCUGGAGGUGGUGACGGCCGGAAACCCCAAGGCACCGGCACGGGGGGAGAAGGGCCCCAAGGCGGGCCGGCACCGGGGCGGGCGGCGCUCCUCUCUGGACUGGGCCGGUGCCGACUCGGAGAUCGAGGAAGGCGAGAUCGUGCAGCCGGAGGACGAACGCUACAGCCCCAUCAGGCUCUUCCGCAGCCGGUGCCGGCCGGCCGAGCAGCGCCCCCUGCGGGUGGCGGAGGGGGACGACUUCCUGUCGCUCCACGCCGACUCGGAUGAGGAAGGGGACUUCGGCGAGAGUCAGCCCGAGCCCCGGUGGAAGGCGGCCGCCGACCUGCGGCGCAAGAUCCUGACGCAGCGCCGCGAGCGGUACCGCCACGACUCGCCCAAGCACUCGGGCUCCAGCUCCGGCUCCCGUAAGAAGGCCAAGCAGUCCCGCGAGCGCCGGCCCCCCAAGGCCAAGGAGCCCCGCGCUGGCCCCUGGCCCCCCAAGAAGAAAUCCAAGUCGCGCUCAAAGUCCAAGGAACGCCGGCGCUCCCGGUCCCGCCGGCGCGGCUCCCGCUCCCGGUCCCGCCGGCGCGGCUCCCGCUCCUGGUCACCCUCCCUCAGCACCGGCCUGUCGGCCAUGGGCUCGGAGCGGCACCGGCGGUCGCGGGAGAGGCGGCGGGGCCGACGCUCACGCUCAGGGAGCCGGGUGCGGCACAAGGAGAAGCACCGGGACGGCGGCAGCGGCAAGAAGAAGAAGAAGCAGCAGCGCUCCCGUUCCCGGGAGAAGCGGCCGCCCCGCGACAAGCAGCGCGAGGUGCACGUCCUGGAGGAGCCCAAGGCAGAGGAGCGCCGGCGGGACGCCCGCACCGUCGUGCCGCCCUCCAUCCAGGACCUCAACGACACCGACCUCUUCACCAUCAAGAGGACCAUCACGGUCAGCCGGCAGGACGGCUCCCCGGAGCCGGCCAAGCGGGAGGUGCUCUACGACUCGGAGGGGCUGAGCUUCGAGGGCUGCUUCUCAGACCGCGAGCCCGCUGAGGGGCCCCGGCACCUGGGUGGCAAGGGCGAAGGGGGGCCGCCCCGCAAGGAGCGGCCGGAGGAGGAGGCCAAGCCGCCCAAGGAGAAGGAGCGGAAGCGGGGGUACCCGGAGGAGCGCCCCGCACCCCGCGAGAAGUCCAAGAAGAGGUUCAAGGAGGCGCUGGGCCGGUCGGCGCCCGAGGCGGGCAAGGCGGAGAAGGAGAAGUCGCGGCCGGAGCGGGAGAAGCCCCCCCGGAAAGCCAAGGCCGGGCACAAGGACAGCGGCAAGGCGGGCAGCUCGGGCCGCAAGGUCAAGCUGCAGUCUAAGGUGGCGGUGCUGAUCCGCGAGGGCGUGAGCAGCACCACGGUCUCCGGCAAGGAAGGGGGCUCCAUCGGCAUCAAAUUCAGCCGGGACAAGGAGAGCCGCUCGCCCUUCCUCAAGCCGGAGGAGAAGGGGCCCGGGGCCGACGCCAAGGCGGAGCUGGCCAAGGAGCCGGGCGUGAAGGCCAAGAAGGUCAAGGGGCUGAAGGCCAAGGCGGGGCUGAAGAAGGCCAAGGGGCCGGGGGCCAAGACCAAGGGGCCCUCGGAGGCCAAGAAGAAGAAGAAGCUGAAAGCCAAGACGGGGCUGAAGAAGUCGAAGGCGGACAGUUGCAGCCAGGGGGCCGGGAGCCCGCCCGCUCCCGCCCCAGAGCCGACGGGGGGCUCCGGCUCCCCACUCAGCCCCCCGCCCAAGCCGCCGCCCGCCCCGGCCGAGCAGGAACUGACCCCCGACUCGCAGACGGUGGACAGCAGCUGCAAGACGCCCGACGUCUCCUUCCUGCCCGAGGAGGCGGCCGUGCCCGCGCCCGGCGAGCAGCAGAGGACGCCGGCGGGCGAGCCCCAGGCCGACAGCCUCUCCGAGCCCAAGGAGGAGCCCGCCCGCGCCCUGCCCCCGCCCCCGGCCCCCAUGGCCUGGAACUUGCAGGGGGGCGUGGACUGCACCACGAGCGGCGUCCUAGCACUGACUGCCCUGCUCUUCAAGAUGGAGGAAGCCAACCUGGCGAGCCGGGCCAAGGCCCAUGAACUGAUCCAGGCCACCAACCAGAUCCUGAGUCACACCAAACCCUCCACGUCCCUGGCGGGCUCCCAGGCGCCCGUGCCGCCCCCCACCCACACGGCCGCCCCCUACCUGCUGCACAGCUCCCUGCCCCUGGGGGGCUGCAGCUCCACCCCCCCGACCCCCACCGGGCUGCCUGGCCCCCUCGGCCCGGGCUCGGUGGGCGCUGGCAGUGGGACGCUCUUCGGCACCGGCAGCGACCUGGGCAAGCGGGACGGGAGCACCAGCUCCGACGGGCGCGGGGACACGGAUAAGUACCUGAAGAAGCUGCACACGCAGGAGCGGGCGGUGGAGGAGGUGAAGCUGGCCAUCAAGCCCUACUACCAGAAGAAGGAGAUCACCAAGGAGGAAUACAAGGACAUCCUGCGCAAAGCUGUGCACAAGAUCUGCCACAGCAAGAGCGGGGAAAUCAACCCGGUGAAGGUGAACAACCUGGUACGGGCGUACGUUCAGCGUUACAAGUACUUCCGGAAACACGGCCGCCGCAUGGAGGAGGAGCCGGGGGGCCCCAAGGACCUGGGGGGGCUGGACAAGGCCUCGCUGCCCAUGCCCCCCCUCUGAGCCCGGCGGGGGGCCCACCCCCCCAUCUCCGUCUCUAGCUAACUCGGACCCCCUUAUGCAAAGGGAGGGGGGCGCUCGUGACCUCCCCCCAGACUCUGAAUGGUUUUAAACAGGAACAGUUUUACUCUGUACAUAUGGCUGGGCUGGACUUGCGGUGGGGGGGCGGGCCUGGCUGGGGGGGGCCUGUGCGUGGGCUACCGUCCCCCCCGACUUCCCCCAUUUUACUCAUGUUAGCAUGUUUUUAUUUGGAUUCCUCCCCCCGGGGAACGGGGGGACCCUCUCAUCCAGCCCCCCCGACCCACAGCUGCCCUGGAGGGAGGAGCGGCCAGCAACUCUCCUGGUGCAGGUGCCCCCCAUCUCUGUAUCUCCCUUUCUGUCUCUUCAUAAACUGCGUUAGCCACUUAGCUCUGGAUGGUCUUCUUGGGGCGGGGGACACGUGUGAUACCAGGUCUGGGGGACUGGCACUAGGGGGCAGGGUUGGGGGCUGCCCCCCAGCCAAGGCACAAGGAGUCCCCUAAACCCCACCCUUUCCUGGAGCAGGUUCUCUCUGCUGCCCCCUGGUGAGACAUCACUCCCCGCACCCACUCCAGAGGGGCCACAUCCCAUCCAGGGGUCCCCAUAGAACCAGCCCCUGUGCCCCACCCCAGAGCGGUCCCCGGACGAAUGGAGGGAGGGGCAUGUCCCCAUGGAGAUAGCGGGUAGGGGCGCCCUCCGACGCUGGGGGCGUGGGGGAAGCUGAGCUGGGAACGGGAGAUGACGGGAAAGCGACGCUGCUCCCUGCCAGCUUCGCUCCCGUCUUCCUAGCGACGUUACC